GAGCUGUCGAGGCUGAGCGGCUACGAGGAGAUGAAGUGCACCGCCCGUAAUGUCUUCCCGGCUCCUCGUGUAACCUGGGCGACUGAACCGCCCACUUUCGAGGACCUCCGACCCGUCACCCGGAUGCUGGCCAACAAACAGGGACUGUACACGGUGGACAGUCGCCUCCGGCUGCUGACCGGACAGCCUGACCUCAUCUACAUCUGUAAAGUCAUCACACCCUACGGCGGGCCGACCUGGACCAGCUCGCUCAGGGAAAGAGAUAUAAGAGGGACUCAAGGGAGGGACCUGACCCUCCCCUGCACCGCCCCUUCCUACCUGAACCACCCCUCUCUGGAGUGGAGCUUCUCCGGCGGCGAGGACCCCUCCCACAUCCUCACCUACGACAGUCUGUCAGGGCACAGCAUUGCCACGGAGCUCUGGAUUAACCACGUGGAGGUGGACGGCUUCAGGGUCCCGUUUGGGGACGGCUCUCUGCGACUAAUGGACCCCAAGCACUCGGAGCACACGGGCAGCUACACCUGCAGGUUCUCCGUUCCGUACAACACGCACGAGGAACGUGCCGACGUGACCAUCGAUGGUCCUGACGGUGAGCGGAGCACGUCAGACGGGCCCACUCAUUGGUGGAUUUUGGGCCUGGUGAUUGUGGGACUCAUCGUGGCUCUGGCAGCCAUGUUUGCGUUCCUGAAGCUGAGAGGGGGCUCGGGCAGGAAGCACAGAAAGGACCCUGAAGAGGUCACCGAGCUGCAUUUAGUCAAAGACUCGACGAGGGACAGUCACGUGAACGAGAGCACGGCCCUCAGCGCCGGCAGCACUAACGGACAGUCGAGCCUCCAGACCUGAGAAAAGCCUGGAAACUGAACUAACAAUAUACUAACAAAACAAACACACAAACACUGCAACACACUGAAGAGGAACUGAUGUUUAACUUUUAUUUUAUAUUUUCAAAUGACUUUUUGAAAAAGGGAUUCUUCUAAUUUAUUUACGUGUUGAACGAAACGUCUUCCUGAAGGGUUGGUGGCCCCGGACAUGGACCUGUUGUAGCAGGAGGUUCUUAUCUAUGAAGAAACCUAAAGGCUGAGUCCUGAUAAAUGAAACGGAAGUUUUCAUCCAGGGGCCUUUGGACCUUUAGCUGCAUUUGGACGAGGGGGAAUGAGGGCGUAGCUUUAGGCCUGUUCAGAGGUGGUGGAGUGAUAUUUAUCUGUUGCUCUGUGAUGUCGUGACAAUCAGACCCAUCACUCAAAGUAGCUCUUCUCUUUUUGCACAUCGUGUCAUUCAACAAGUAGCGACCAGCGUCCGUUUGAACGAGUCACAAAAUACACUGAAUGCUUAGAAACAGCUAAAGAGUUCCUCUUGUUGGACUCAGCUCCGUCAGGACGGCUCGGACCAAAGUCCAACUUCCAUCCACCCGUCAGCUGAGCUCUUAAUUAUUCUUCAGCGGUCUCAGGCAGCCAAUCACGGAUGACUUUAGGUGAGCGGCGGGAUUAAAACAACUGUCCUCACACUCAAAUUCACACAGGAAAAUAACCUGAGAUGUAAUUGUUUUCAGGACGUUAUGCUACACAGCCUCCAGAUGCACACACACAUGAGCUGUAGGGUGCAGCGUGCUCGCCAUAGAGGCAACGGCUUUGUAUUGUGGACCUGAACCUGAACCUCACCUUAUCUUAUCCUUGAACUGAGAAGAUAAAUGUGACUGUAAAUUACUGAUUGAAAACAAAACUGAAACGCUGACGUGAAAUCUACAGCGGACUCCGUUGACUUUUCUCUCUGCGCUUCAUGAACCUGUGUCAUAUUUAAUGUGAGGUUAUUAAAACAGACUAAUCACUGAA
This is a messenger RNA of Paralichthys olivaceus (Japanese flounder), 1829 nucleotides long. Lineage: Eukaryota; Metazoa; Chordata; Actinopteri; Pleuronectiformes; Paralichthyidae. The record is from RefSeq and is a predicted model, not a curated record.